Eruca vesicaria subsp. sativa (arugula) is the source of this 4344-nucleotide messenger RNA. Lineage: Eukaryota; Viridiplantae; Streptophyta; Magnoliopsida; Brassicales; Brassicaceae. The record is from the annotation of a GenBank genome assembly.
AUGCCAUCAUCAUCUCCAUGCUACUCGUUCCUCCUCUCCAAACCUCCGUUUCUACCUUCGCUCAUUCCUCGCUACUCUUCUAGAUUCUCCUUCACACGCCGAACACAACGCUUCUCCACUUCUCUUCACGGAAUCGGAAGAAACAUCGAGGUUGCUCAAGGAGCUCAAUUCGAUGGGUUGAUUAUGAGUAGAGACGAUGUGGAUGAGGAUGAUGAGGUAACGGUCGAAGUGUGUGUGACUCGUACGUUGCCUCCAGCUUUGACUCUUGAGCUUGGACUUGAGAGACUCAUGGAAGCUGUUGAUGAACUUAAGAUGAAUCCUCCUAAGUCAUCUAGUGGCGUCCUGCGAUUUCAAGUGGCUGUGCCUCCGAGGGCAAAGGCUUUGUUCUGGUUUUGCUCUCAACCUGUGUCUUCCGGUGUGUUUCCUGUGUUUUUCCUCUCCAAGGAUACUGUGGAGCCUUCUUAUAAGUCGCUCUAUGUAAAGGAACCUCAUGGGAUUUUUGGGAUUGGGGACGCACUCUCUUUCCUUCCUCACUCCAAGGGGCAUAGCACUAUAAAAACAUUCCUCUCAGAUGAAUCAGCUAUGGUGACGGCUUAUGGGUUUUCAGAUAUUGAUUUCAAAGGAAACUCUAGUGUAUAUAGCAAGGAUGGCACUUCUUACUUCUUCGUUCCUCAGAUUGAGUUAGAUGAGCACGAGGAGGUCUCCAUAUUAGCAGUUACACUGGCAUGGAAUGAGUCUCUAUCCUACAGUUUUGAGCAAGCGAUUAGUUCAUAUGAGAAAUCAAUUUUUCAGCUUUCUUGUCAUGUCUGCCCCAGUUUAGAGCAGCAUUGGUUCAAACAUCUAAAAAGUUCUCUUGCCAAGUUGACUGUGAAAGAGAUUCAUCCAAUAGAAAUGGAGCAUAUGGAGUUCUUAACAUUUUCUGGGAGAGAUCGGGAUGACGCCAAGGAACUGAAAAAUAUACAAUCUUCAUGUCAAUUCCACUGCAAGCUUUCACCUGACGUUGUUUUCUCAAACAACAUGCUGAAUCAGGAGGCUGAAGCGAGCAACUUCUUGAAAGAUCAGGCUAAUAUAAAUGCUGUAUGGGCAUCAGCUAUAAUUGAAGAAUGCACUCGUCUUGGUUUAACGUACUUUUGUGUAGCUCCUGGAUCAAGGUCCUCCCAUCUUGCAAUUGCUGCUGCCAACCACCCUCUUACAACGUGUCUUGCAUGCUUUGACGAACGAUCACUUGCAUUUCACGCCAUUGGGUAUGCUAAAGGAUCCCUUAAACCGGCAGUCAUUAUAACAUCAUCAGGAACCGCCGUUUCAAAUCUUCUUCCAGCGGUGGUUGAAGCCAGUGAGGAUUUCUUACCUAUGCUACUACUUACUGCAGAUCGUCCCCCUGAACUUCAGGGAGUUGGUGCAAAUCAAGCUAUAAAUCAAAUAAACCACUUUGGUUCGUUUGUCAGAUUCUUCUUCAAUCUUCCUCCUCCAACAGAUCAUAUACCAGUCCGGAUGGUCCUUACUACUGUAGACUCUGCUCUACAUUGGGCAACAGGUUCUGCUUGUGGACCAGUACAUCUGAAUUGUCCGUUUAGAGAACCACUUGACGGUAGUCCAACAAAUUGGUCAUUCAACUGCUUAAAUGGAUUAGACAUGUGGAUGUCUAAUGCUGAACCAUUUACUAAAUAUUUUCAAUUACAAAGCCUCAAGAGCAAUGGUGAAACAACUGGCCAAAUUACUGAGGUCUUACAAGUAAUCAAAGAGGCUCAGAAGGGUCUUCUUCUUAUUGGCGCAAUCCAUACGGAGGAUGAGAUUUGGGCUUCGCUUCUGUUGGCUAAAGAACUGAUGUGGCCUGUUGUUGCAGAUGUCUUGUCUGGUGUACGGCUGCGCAAGCUUUCUAAACCUUUUCUUGAGAAGUGGACCCCUGUUUUUAUUGAUCAUCUUGAUCAUGCCCUGCUCUCAGAUUCUGUUAGGAAUUUGAUUGAGUUUGAUGUUGUCAUCCAGGUUGGAAGUCGGAUAACAAGUAAAAGAGUUUCUCAGGUGCUAGAGAAAUGCUUUCCAUUUGCAUACAUUUUGGUUGAUAAGCAUCCAUGCCGACAUGACCCAUCACACUUGGUCACUCACAGGGUCCAAAGCAAUAUAGUUCAGUUUGCUGAUUGUGUGCUUAAAUCUCGAUUUCCAUGGAGGAGAAGCAAACUGCAUGGUCAUUUACAAGCAUUGGAUGGCGCUAUUGCUCGAGAAAUUUCAUUUCAAUUAGCUACUGAGUGCUCCCUGACCGAACCUUACGUUGCACAUAUGCUUUCCAAAGCACUGACUUCUAAAUCUGCUCUUUUCAUCGGAAAUAGUAUGCCAAUAAGGGAUGUGGAUAUGUAUGGAUGUAGUUCGGGAAAUUAUUCGCACGUGGUAGAUAUGAUGUUAGGUGCAGAACUACCAUGUCAGUGGAUACAAGUAACUGGAAAUAGAGGAGCUAGUGGUAUUGAUGGCUUGCUCAGCUCCGCCACCGGCUUUGCUGUAGGAUGCCAGAAGAGAGUUGUAUGUGUGGUGGGAGACAUCUCUUUCCUUCAUGAUACAAAUGGAUUGGCGAUUUUUAAGCAAAGGAUUGCGAGGAAACCAAUGACAAUUCUCGUGAUAAACAACCGUGGAGGUGGAAUCUUCCGACUUCUUCCUAUAGCAAAGAAAACAGAGCCUAGCGUGUUGAAUCAAUAUUUCUAUACAUCACAUGACAUUUCCAUUGAAAACUUGUGUUUGGCACAUGGUGUGAAGUAUGUACAUGUUGGGACAAAAAGUGAACUUGAGGAAACUCUAUUGGAACCCAGCGUGGAAGAGAUGGAUUGCAUUGUGGAGGUUGAAAGCUCUAUUGAUGCUAACGCGAUCGUUCAUAGUACUUUGGAGAGUUUUGCACGCCAAGCUGCAAAUAAUUCCUUGGGCAUUAUCUCGGCCAGUUCUGUUCUUCAUCCAAUGAUCGACAAUGUGCUUCUUUUCCAAGUCUAUGGAAUACAAUAUUCGCGGUACAGAGUGGGACUGUGUGACAGACCUACCAUAUAUUCUGGUGUAUCCUCCCAAUUCCAUCGAGAAGGGUUCAUACUCUCCCUUACUUUGGAGGAUGGAAGCGUUGGCUGUGGAGAGGUUGCACCUUUGGACAGUAGUAAAGAGAACUUAAUGGAUGUGGAGGGGCAGCUACAGUUGAUUCUUCACCUUAUGAAAGGAGCUAAAUUCAGUCACAUGCUUCCUUUGUUAAAUGGCUCGUUUUCGUCCUGGAUUUCGAGUGAACUUGGAAUCACUGCAUCAUCAAUUUUCCCAAGUGUCAGAUGUGGUCUGGAAAUGGCUCUACUGAAUGCAAUGGCAGUAAGACAUGAUUCUAGUUUGUUGGGAAUACUUCAUUGUCAGAAAGAAGAAAAUGGUUCUGCUCAGCCACACUCUGUUCCAAUAUGUGCCCUUCUUGAUUCUGAAGGUACUCCAUCGGAGGUGGCAUACGUUGCUAGAAAACUUGUUGAAGAAGGGUUCAGUGCUAUUAAACUUAAAGUUGCUCGUCGAGUGAACUCCGUGCAAGAUGCUUUAGUUCUUCAAGAAGUAAGGAGAGUCGUUGGCGAUCAAAUUGAACUCCGUGUAGAUGCUAACUGUCGCUGGACUUUUGAAGAGGCUAUAACGUUUGGUUUACUGGUGAAAAACUGCAAUCUACAAUAUAUUGAGGAACCUGUCCAGAAUAAAGAUGAUCUUAUAAGGUUUUGUGAAGAAAGUGGAUUACCAGUGGCACUUGAUGAGACUCUUGAUGAUUUAAAGGAAUGUCCUCUUCGUAUGCUUGCCAAAUAUACCCACCCUGGAAUAGUUGCUGUUGUCAUUAAACCAAGUGUUGUGGGAGGGUUUGAGAAUGCAGCACUGAUUGCUCGCUGGGCGCAGCAGCAUGGAAAGAUGGCUGUUAUAAGUGCCGCAUACGAAAGUGGCCUAGGUUUAUCAGCAUAUAUACUGUUUGCAUCAUAUUUGGAGAUAAAGAACGUCAAAACAUUUGGAGAGAAAAAGCAAGGGAUGACUCCUCUUGUGGCUCAUGGUCUUGGAACCUACAAAUGGCUUAAUGAAGACGUAAUGAUGAAUAGUCUAGGGAUAUCUCGUAGUCCGUACAGUGGAUUUAUCGAAGGAUCUGUUGCUGAUGCUAGCAAAAAUCUAAAGGAUGUUAAGAUAAACAACGAUGUUAUUGUGAGAACCAUUAAAGGAGUUCUCGUCCGGAGGUAUGAACUGAGGGUGGAUGUAGAUGGUUUCUCACAUUUUAUAAAAAUCCACGAGGUUGGGGAGAAUGUAGAAGUAAGUUUCGUCGGUGCUUCUAAUUUUGUAUGUCUGAAUCUAAAAAGACAUAAGCAUUACUGUUCUUGA